Cynoglossus semilaevis (tongue sole) is the source of this 1709-nucleotide messenger RNA. RefSeq names its product placenta-specific gene 8 protein-like. The transcript is spliced from 4 exons. NCBI's taxonomy places the organism in Eukaryota, Metazoa, Chordata, Actinopteri, Pleuronectiformes, Cynoglossidae. The record is from RefSeq and is a predicted model, not a curated record. The coding region runs from base 351 to 770 and encodes 139 amino acids.
AAAACAGACCGAUGGGGGGAGCAGGAACUAAAAACACACUCAUUUUCCACAACUCUACAUUUACAGAUAAACAAAUAGCUGAGUCAAAUUCACAGUGUCAUUCUUUCCUCCUAGAGGUGAUCUUUGGCAAGAGGGUUCAAAAUAUUGCAGGUCAGCAGUCGUUUUAGCAAAAGGACAUGUUUACCCAUCCUGACUGGUACAGCAGCUUUGUAUUUACACCCAAACACUGCAGUCAGGCAAAGAGCAAGUACACAAACACAUGUGAAAGUCACAGUUGAUCACAGUUGAAGUAACAAUUCAGUACCAUAGUGACCCAUUCAAGGAUUUAAUAUCUAAACUCUGUGGCAGCUAUGUCUCGGAAUGUGAUCCAGGUGCAGCCUGUAAGCAGGGCUCAUUCGGCGGAUCAGUGGAGCACAGGCCUGUGUGAGUGCCAUAAAGACAUUGGAGACUGCUGCUUUGCCAUGUGCUGCCUCCCACUGUUUGCCUGUAAAGUGACCAACGCAGUGGGUGCAUGUCCCUGUCUCCCCCUGCUGGACUGUAUCAGCUGCGUACCACCGGCCUCUUUGGCCAUGAGGGCUUCUGUCAGAGAAAGAUAUGGAAUAAAGGGGAGUGUGUGGAGUGACUGCCUGUAUGGAUGUUGCUGCUACACACUAUCCUGGCUCCAGAUAUCCAGAGAGCUAAAGAGAAGAGCAGCAGUCCACGCUUCGUCCUCCUCUAUGUCAACCAAAUACACAUCCCUGACCUCACUGCAGGGGGCGCACUUGGUCUAGAUAUGGGCAUAUUCAGAUCAUGACGGUGUUUCUUUUUUCUUAUUAGGCUUUUUAUGCCGCUUGCAGAACAUGGGCUGGUCUAAUCACAUUUCCUCCAAGCCACAGCCUCUUCCUGUUGGUUUCAGCAAUUCAGCAGUGUCACAAUCUCUCUCAAUGAGUGCAAAAGGUCACUUUGUUCACUGCUGAGAGCAGUGAGAAAACGAGUGCAAGUUUGGCCUACGUUACAGGGCUGAAACCAGUUUGCUUGUCAUUUUUAGACACUGACAUGGAGGGUAUGGGGCGGGGGUGACAAUAUGUUUUCGAUGUGAAAUCCGAUUAGGGUGAGAGCACAUAUUUUCCAUGAAAGUUUGCUCAUGCACACUGUCAUUAACAUGUUUUAAAUUCCUGUGAUGUCAUUGGUUGAAAUCCGUACUUCCAAAACAAAGUGUUUAGUUAUUAUAAAUGAUCCUUGUUUGCUGUUUGCUGAAGGUACAAAAUGAUACAACACAAUGUGACAUCAUCAUUCAUGGACUGUACAUGUGCAGAACUUGAUUGUUUUCUUAAUUUUGUGGUGAAGUUAAAAAGGAAGAAACCCUUCAUUUUUGCAUUAUUCUGUCCAGAGUGAUACAAUACUGUAAGAAUUAGUUAGACCUGACCUGAUCAAACAGAGGCUCGUAGGUCACAUAUGAUCCACAGACAACCUCAGAGCGGCCCAGUCAGUGGUUAUUUAAGAAAUGCACAGCGAAGCUAAAUUUCAACAGAUGACAGACCAACAAUCCAAACUUGCAUAGCUCAGCAUCAUUCAAACUACAAUGCAUCCCUUGUGUCUGAAAGUGUUCAAAUAACAAAUGCAAAAAUUAUCAAUCAAAAGCAUCAGCUUAACCCUGUAUGGACUGAGUUGUUUUGUUUUGUUUUAUUACACAAUGUUUAGAACCUUAAAAUAAACUACUUUAUUUUGCA